Messenger RNA from Portunus trituberculatus (swimming crab), 5250 nucleotides. RefSeq names its product RILP-like protein homolog (gene Rilpl). Gene Ontology annotation, biological process: cilium assembly. Gene Ontology annotation, molecular function: protein dimerization activity. The transcript is spliced from 9 exons. Bases 115 to 1515 code for a protein of 466 amino acids. The record is from RefSeq and is a predicted model, not a curated record. NCBI's taxonomy places the organism in Eukaryota, Metazoa, Arthropoda, Malacostraca, Decapoda, Portunidae. Gene Ontology annotation, cellular component: ciliary basal body; cytoplasm.
CGCCACCACCCACCAACUAACAGCCACAGCACCUCCAGUCACCCACAGACCCCCGUAGACUGGACACCUGAAGCUCCUAGGGACCCAAAUAAACACCCUUUUGAAAACCCACACAUGCCGUAUCAAAUCGAGGCGGAGAGGGACAUGGAGGAGGAGGAAGUGAGAAUAAGUGUAGUGGAUGUAUAUGACCUGGCUUCAGAAAUAGGGAAGGAGUUUGAAAAGAUAAUAGAUCGUACUGGAGCCGAGGCAGUCACGGGGUUAAUGCCGAGGGUCAUAAGUGCCCUGGAAUAUUUGGAAAAGCUUGCAAUGCGUCAUGAAAACACGUCAGCUUACAUCCAGGAGCUUAGAGCCUCGAUUACCCACCUGGAGAAUGAGAAGAUUGGAAAGGCGGAGGACAGACAACGAUAUGAGAGGGAGUUGGAGGAUAUCGAGGACAGACUGCGAGAGGAGAGUCACGAACUGGUGGCGAUGGUGGCGCGACUACAGGACGAGAACCGUAAACUGUCGUCCUCCCUCGCCAAGACUGAGGGCACUCUUAUACACUCUAAUGGUGCCACGCCAGAGGUUGACCUGAAGGUGGUGACGCAGCUGCAGGAGGUGAUCGAGAGCCAGAGAGAGCAGCUGCAUAAGACGGAGAAGGAGGCCCAUCAAAAAGCAGCUGAUGUAGAGAAUCUCAAGUCCCAGCUGGAGAAGGUGAACCACAUUAACAGGGAGCUGAGAAGGCGACAGCGAACUAGCGUAUCUCAAAUGCGGUCCCUGAUAGACGAGAGGGCCGAGCUUCAGGCAGCCCUACAGGAGGAGAGCCGCGCUGUGUCUGUGCUGCGGCAGAGACUCGGCUUGGCGCAGAAGGAGAAUGAGGACUUGUCGAUCUCCAGCAGCGACUCACAGGACUUGAGCAACAAACUAGUCUACGACCGCGAUGACCCGAACAGGCCCCGCUUCACCAUGACAGAACUGAAGGAGAUUCUAUACGAGAGGAACGAACUAAAGGCCAGGGUGUCUGACCUUGAAGACGAGCUGGAAAUGUAUAGACCAAGAGACCAGCGGCCGCGAAGUCACAUUCUCUGCCCACCGUUGGAUGAAGAAGAGGAGAGGAGGGGAGAGGAAGAAGGGGGGGCGGGGGGGAGUCUUCUAUCCUCCGCCUCCUCCUCCUUCACCCUCCCGACCCCUCCUCCCUCCCUCUCAGACCCCCUCUCCUCUCCCCCCCUCGCUGGCGCCCGGACACAUGCACACGCGCGCUCACAAGAGGUGGUGGAGGACGAGGAGGAGGAUGACGGGGAGGACAACAGUGACCCGCCGGUCCAGGGACCAAUGCCUUAUGAACCUGACGAUGCUCCGUGGAAGAAGGAAGAGUCCGGAAUCAGAAAAUUUUUCAGACUGGUUGGGAAGAAGAAAAUGCCAUGGGAAGGUAUAGGCUUGGGAAGAAGAGGAGGAGGAGGAGAAGGAGGAGGAGGAGGAAGAGGAGGAAGAGGAGGAGGAGGAGCUGUGAGAGGUGUAGAGGUGCAAGGAUCCUAAAAAUCUGCUUCCGCCGUCUGUUUGGUGAGGAAAACACCGCCAACACCACCCACACCACCACCACCACCACCACCGGCGCCUCCACCAGCCCCAAACGCACCCUGCUCAGCCUCCACCGCCCCUGAACAAUACCCUGGGUCCAGUGUGGGUGGUGCUAGGUCCAUUAGGGUGACUAGGGUGAUGAUAGGGUGACAAUAGGGUGACUUGGGGUGAGAAAAGGAUGAUUUUAGGGUGAGAAUUGACUUAAAAUGAGAAUAGGGUGAGAAUAGUGACUUAGAGUGAGAAUAGGGUGACUUGGUGUGAGAAAAGGGUGAUUUUAGGGUGAGAAUUGUGACUUAAAAUGAGAAAGGGUGAUUUAGGGUGAGAAUAGUGACUUAGAGUGAGAAUAGGGUGACUUGGUGAGAAAAGCAUAUUUUAGGGAAUGAAUAGGGUGAUUUAGGGUGAGAUUAACAUGAUUUUGGGUAAGUUAGGGUGAAAAAGGGUGAUGCUGGGUGAGAAUAGGGUGAGUUAGGGUGAUGCAGUGAGGAAAGGGUGAUUUUGAUUGAGAUUAGGACAAAUAAGGGUGAUUUAAGAUGAGAUUAGGGUGAUGCAAGGUGACUUAGGGUGAGAAUAGGGUGAAUUAGGGUGACAAGAUAACAAAAAGUUGAGAAAGGGUGAAUUAGUGUGAGAAAAGGGCAAUGCAGGGUGUUAAAGGCUGAGUUAAGGUGAGAAAAGAAUUAUUUAGGGUGAGAAUAGGGUGUUGGGUAAUAUAAGGUGAGAAGGUGUUAAAUUCAGUGAUGCUAGGGUGAAUUAGGGUGAAAAAGUUAGUCAAAAUAGGGUGACAGCCUGAAAAAUUGUGAGAAUAGUAAUUUAGGGUGACUAAGAGUGAUUUAGGAUGAUUUAGAAUGAAGAGAGAAUGAAAUAGGGUGAGAAUAGGGUGAUUUAGGGUGAUGUAGUGUUUGCAUCAUCACUGUACUAGUAUUGAUAGGAUGACCAUAUGUUGAUAGGGUGAAAAAUAGGGCAAUUUAGUGAGAAUAGGGUGACUAAUAGGGUGAGAAUAGGGAGAAUAGAGUGACUGUCUUGAUAUUGUCACCCUUAGUUUGUACAAGUGUUGGUAGGGUGAGGCUAAGGUCACCAUAUGUUCAGUUAGGAUGAAAAAUAUGGUGAUUUUGUAAGUAUAGGGUGACUUAGAGUGAUGUAGCAGUUUGUCUUGAUUUAGGGUGAAUUUUACUGUGUUAGGGUGAGUUAGGGUAAAAAAUAGUGACUAGGGUGAAACUGUAUAUUGUCACCCUGUAAGACACCCUAGAUUUUACUGUUAGGAUGAAAAUUUAGGGUGACGUACAGUUUGUUUGUAUUUUGUCAUUCUGUGAAAAACACCCUAGAUUUUACUGUAUUAGGGUGAGUUAGGGUGACAAAAAAAUAGGGUGAUAGUGAAGAGUUAAUUAGGGUGAAAUUGAUGUAUUUAUAGGUAUCAAUUUACAUUCUUGUCACUAAAAAAACAUCCAAUCACCCUAAAAUUUUCAACAUUAGGGUGACAAGGUGAAAAUAGGGUGAAUAAGUCUGACAUAUUAGUAUUUUAAGAAUGUUUACUUGUAUUUUGCCAAUCCAUGUAUAAACCCACCCUAGAGUUAAGUAUUAGGGUGAAUAGGGUGUUUAAGUGUGUUAGGGUGAGAAAGGGUGAUGCUGUGAUGUUUAGAAGUGUUUGUUUUGUAUUUUGUCACCCUUCACACAAACACACCCUUGAUCUGUUUUAGUAUUAGGGUGAAUAGGGUGUUGAUAAUUGUGUUAGGGUGAGAAAGGGUGAUGCUGUGAUGUUUUGGAAGUGUUUGUUUUGUGUUUUGUCACCCUCACACAAACACACCCUUGAUCUGUUUAGUAUUAAGGUGAAUAGGGUGAUGGCAGGGUGACUUAGGGUGAUUCAGGGUGACGGUAGUGUGUUUGAAGCUGUUUGCUCUGGUUUUGUCUAUGUGAUAAAACGCAUUCGUAAUUUUUGUGUUAGAGUUGAUAGGGUGACAGGGUGUAGAUAGGGUGAAGUAGUGAAAUAGGGUGUUAAAAAGGUGUUUGCCUUCCUUUGUUGGCCAAUACAAGGCAAACACCCUCGAUAUCUAUACCAUUAGGGUGAAAUAGGGUGAACUAGGAUAUAGGGUGAACUAGAGUAAAAUAGGGUGAAUUAGAGUGAAAUAGGGUGUAAAGGUUUGUCUUCCUGUUGGUCAUUAUAAAGCAAAACACCCUAGAUUUCUAUACCAUUAGGGUGACAUAGGGUGAACUAGGGUAUAGUGGUAAUUUUUCUUAAAACCCACCCUAGAUUUGUGUACCAUUAGGGUGACAGGGUGAAAAGUGUGAAAUCAUGUCCAUACCCUAGUUUUCACCCUAGAAAUGUGCCAAACUUGCUCAAAACACCUUCAAAACUAACAAAAACACCCUGAUUACAGUCAACACCCUAAAAACACACCCUAGACAAACUUGAUGAGCUUCCAGACACCCUAAAACACCAUCUAGAGUCAAUCAAAACACCCUAAAUACUGGCAGACUGGACACAAACACCCUAUUUUCUGUUUACACCCUAAAAAUCACCCUAGACCUCAACCGAAUCUCAAGACAACACUAAUUUGUCUACACACUUAAUAUCACCCUAAAAAUUUUAUGAAACCAACAAAAACACCCUAAAUUUCGGUCCACACCCUAGAAAAACACCUUUAAAUUUUAUGAACCUUUAAAAACACCCUAAUAAUUUGCCAACACACUGAAUUAUCACCCUGAAUUGUCCACACCCUAAAAAUCACCCUAAAAACUUGUUGGAUCCCUGAAAGACACCCUAAAAUAUCAGUUUUAGGGAAAAACACCCAAAAAACUCACCCUAGAUUGUCAAAUUCCAUAAAUACACCCUACGAUUUUUACCACACACCCCAAAACACCCUAAAAAUCUCUUAAUCCAUAUAAACACCCUAUAAAUCACCCUACAAUCUGCUAAACUCCCCAAAAUCACCCUAAAAUUUAAAUGCACCUCCAAGAACACCCUAAAUAUUUAAUACACCCUAAAAAUGCCCUAAAAAUUUGCCUUUUCUACAAAACACCAGACAAAUCACCCUAGAAUCUCUCAAACCUGCCAAAAACACCCUAGAAAUUUAACACACUCACAAAACACACCCUAGAAUUUGUCAGACCCCCAAUAUACCCUAAAAUUUAAAGAGCACCCUAAAAAACACCCUAAAAUUUGUCAAAAAACCCCAAAAGCACCCUGAAAUUUGUCAAACACCCCAAAAACACCCUAAAAUUUGCCAUACAUCACAAAAUACACCCUGGAAAUUACCAAACACCCUAGAAUUUCAUAAAUACCCGAAAAAAAACUUUAAAUAUUUACAAAACAUCCCCAAACACCCUAAAAACACCCUAGAUAUUACCAAACACCCCAAAAACACCCUAAAUUUAGCCCAACACCACAAAAAACACCCUAAAAUUUGCUAACACCCCAAAAACACCCUAAAAUAUUUGCCAUAUACCACAAAAACACCCUAAAAUUUGCAAAACACCCUUAAAACACCCUAGAAUUUGCUGAUCACCCCAAAAACACCCUAAAAAUUUAACAAACACCCUAGAAUUCUGCCAAACACCCCAAAAACACCCUAAAAUUUAACAAACACCCUAGAAUUCUGCCAAACACCCCAAAAACACCCUAAAAAUUUAACAAACCCCUAGAAUUCUGCCAAACACCCCAAAAACACCCUAAAAUUUUGGCAAACACCCCAAAAAUCACCC